UUCCUCAUUCAAAAUGACUCACUGACGUUUGGGACACUUCGGUUUAAACACAGUUUACUUAGUCAAGUAUCUCACGACCUUCAACAACUUUAUUCAAACUGUUGGUGAGCGAUUAACUUUAGAGAGAACUCUUGUAAAAAUAAUAAAAAGGUUCACACUGAGGAAAGCAGCUGUGUUCAGUUCAAGGAAGUAACAACUGAGAUGGCCCCUCUGAUGUUUAAAGAUGCUUUCUGGGGGUCGGAUUUCAAUAGUCACGCCGGGUACGACGCUGUGAUCCAAAGGUUACGAGAUGGAAGGCAUAUGUGCAAAGAUGUGGAGGAGCUUUUUAAAAUGAGAGCUCUAGCAGAGGAGAAGUACGGGAAGGAGCUAGUGACCAUUGCUCGCAAAGCUGGAGGACACUCAGAGAUCAGCACCUUGAGAGCGUCCUUCGAAAUCUUAAAAACACAAAUCGAGAACAUCGGUAACGUUCACAUCCAACUGUCUGAUUUACUGAAAGAGGAGGUGAAAAAGAUUGAGACAUUCAGAGAACGGCAGAAAGAACAGAGGAAGAAGUUUCAAAGCAUCAUGGAGAAGGUUCAGAAGAAAAAGGUUUCUUUGUACAAGAGGACGGUGGAGUCUAAGAAGAACUACGAGGUGAGAUGCAAAGAGGCAGACGAGGCAGAAGAGGGGGCCGAGAAGACAAACGUUACAUCCAAAAACUCCGAAAAGGUACGUCACAGGGCCAAGCAAUGCAGACAGGCAGCUAAUGAAGCAGAGAAGCUGCAUUUUACCAACACUGCUCAGCUGGAAAGUGUUCGCCAGGACUGGGAGGAAACGCACAAAAGUACCUGUGAGGUGUUCCAGCAGCUGGAGGGAGAUCGCAUCAGCACGCUCAGGUGUGCUCUCUGGGACCACUGCAAUCAUUUCUCCAUGCAGUGUGUCAAAGACGAUGAGUUUAACGAGGAUGUGAGGAAGCUCCUGGAGAAGUGUGACAUCACCACAGACAACAACUAUUUCAUAGGGAUGAAAAGCACGGGGUCGAGGCCUCCAGAGCCCAUAUUGUUUGAGAGCUACUACCCGGAGACGUCGGCAAACAGGAAUGGCCAGAAUCAUAUAGCAGAAGGAGAAGACGUGAUGAUGAGGUGCUCUGAUGCUCUGCUCGUAAGUUCUUCGAACGUCAGUGUCGAGAGUCUUGAAAACUCACAAUCAGCACUGACACCUUCUGGUGGCUCUUCGGUUGAGAUAUCAGAUGCAGGGUACGCGCUCCUACCAGACGUCCAGCCUGCAGCAGCGUCGGCCACAGUUUCAGCUGAUGAAGACAGUUACCUUGUACUUUAUGAAUAUGCAGCACGGAUGGAAGAUGAAUUGUCCGUCAGUAGAGGGGACAUGGUCCGAGUGUUGGAACAAGGAGAUGAUGGAUGGUGGACAGUGGAGAAGAACGGACUGUCUGGACUGGUGCCAGGAAACUAUCUGUGCAAAAACUGAACACACACACACACACACACACACAAGAAACUACAGACAAAACACACACAGACGAAUGACAACACACACAGUACAGCCUCGUGGGACUGAAGAAUGAUAAACUAUCUGGUGUUCAAAUAUUGGCUUCCAAUUACAUUUUGCUUUUGUCUGUCAUAUUUGCAACGUGAGUCUGAAGCAAAAAAGCAUCUUCUCUGACAAGCUAGCAGUUAACUUUAGCCGUUUAUAUAUAUAUAUAUAUAUAUAUAUAUAUAUAUAUAUAUAUAUAUAUAUAUAUAAACGGCUAAAGUAUAUAUGUAUAUAGUACAUAUAUAGUAUAUAUUUAUAUAUUUAUAUAUUUCUAAAUAAUAUUCCUACCAGGCUUCAAAAGUGUGUUCUGUAGAAGAUCAUCCUCAUCGUUUAUAGUGACUGCAGUUACUAUUUCUUUUUUAAAGAAAUACUAAUUCCUGCUAACUAAUACGAACAAAUGACAACAGUACUUGGCAAACAGCCAAUCAAAUAGCAGCGGGGCAGGCACUCAGGCCCACGUGGCUUCGAAUGUGCGCCAUCCGCUUUCGUUGCCGAAGGCUUCGGGCAUGCGCAUUGUUGUUUUCCCACACUCCGGGCACUUAACAUUGCGAAAUAGUGAGCCAAGCGCAUUUAAAACAAGACUAAAACUAUUUAUUCAGUCACUGACUUCAAUUUGUAGAACUAUAAUACAUAACUUCAGCUAAUGCUUUAUUAAAAGAUUUUAUUCAUGAUUAUAUUAAUGUCUAAAUUGCUCAGUAGCGUUAAAACCAAACUUUUGUUAUGCUGCUGCAGGUUGCGUUUGGUUCUAAAUGUGGCAUUUCUUUGUCUGUAUGUAAUUAUGUAUGUCCAUUAGUAAUGUUCUAUGAAACUGUUUUCACAUCUGUAAAGUGAUUCAUGUGACCGGUGGAUUAUCAAAUCAUCACCUGUGUAUGUGGUUUAACUGGCAACAUAUUCCCUUUCAUGUAAAACCAUGUGGAUGAAAUUAAACAGUCAAAUUGAAAUGUAUGAGUUUAUUUGUCCUUGGCCUUUCCGGCUUCCAGUCCAUACACAAUUGUUCAUCGUGUUUUUUCUGCGACACUAGCUAAAUAUCUAGGCGUCAACUUAACAGCUCAAAAAUAUUAAAACGGUGCACAAUCUACAAAAACGUAUGAAAUAAACGUGUCGUAAUUCUUUAAAGCAGGUUUAUGACUAACAAACUGAACAGAGGGAAUUAUCUGACUAACUAACUGAGUCUACACAUACAGAGGUGUUCAGGUAACACUGAUAAUACUCAUAUUAAUAGCACUGGAGACUAAAAGGUUCAUUCAUAUAUUGGCAAUGCCUCCGUAUUGAAGCCUGAUUCAGAGAACAUCCACACCAAAACAGAAUGUACAUUAUUCACAGCCUGGAUAUUUGUGAAUACGAAUAACUUUUUCUACCAAACAUGGCUUUGAGAGACAAAACGCAGAGCUGAGACAGAA
This is a messenger RNA of Cottoperca gobio, 2930 nucleotides long. RefSeq names its product proline-serine-threonine phosphatase-interacting protein 1-like. Gene Ontology annotation, cellular component: plasma membrane; actin filament; cytoplasm. Gene Ontology annotation, molecular function: actin filament binding. The record is from RefSeq and is a predicted model, not a curated record. The transcript is spliced from 15 exons. The coding region runs from base 202 to 1464 and encodes 420 amino acids. Gene Ontology annotation, biological process: actin filament polymerization. Lineage: Eukaryota; Metazoa; Chordata; Actinopteri; Perciformes; Bovichtidae.